Molecule: messenger RNA, 2730 nt
Organism: Effrenium voratum
Lineage: Eukaryota; Dinophyceae; Suessiales; Symbiodiniaceae
Source: the annotation of a GenBank genome assembly
AUGGACGAUGGGUUCAACCUCCUGCCACAGGUCUCAGGAACUGGAAGCGAUGGCACAGGCUCUCAGCAGGCCAAGCCUCCCCGAGAGCCCGAGUCAACCGCUCCGGAGGAAAAGCGCACCGGGGACGGCUGCUUCGCGCGGCUUGCGAACAACGAGCGGUUCCAGCACAUCACCCUUGGUGUGAUCGUGCUGAAUGCUCUCUGGAUCUUCGUGGACGUGCAAUGGAACCACUCCGCCCUGCGCGGCGAAGAUGGCAGGCUCCCCUUGGAGCCCUACAGCAUCGCCGUGGAGAACGCGUUUUGCACCUACUUCACGUUGGAGGUCAUCUGCCGGUUCCUGGCCUUCCGGAAGUUCAGGUAUUGCUUCAUCGACGCCUGGUUCGUUUUCGACCUGACCUUGGUGAUCUUCAUGGUGUUGGAGACCUGGGUUCUGGCCUUGAUUGAGCUGGCUUCAGGCGGCUUCAAUGCGGGCGGCGGGGUGUUGAGCAAUCUGAGCAGCUUCAGGCUCCUGCGCCUCCUGCGGCUCACGCGCGUGGCGCGGCUCAUGCGCUUUUUCCCAGAGCUGCUGACGCUGGUGAAGGGCAUGGUGCGGGCCAUGCAAUCCGUUGGCUUCAUUCUGCUCUUCAUGGUCGUCGUCACCUAUGUCUUCGCCAUCGUGUUUACCAGCCAGCUGGGGGAAUGGGACUAUGUGCCGCCGGCCGAUGCGGAGGACCCCACAGCCAAGGAGCUGUUUGGCGAUAUGGGAUCAUCCAUGAUGACUCUCUUCACCAACGGCGUGCUCGUGGAUGACUUGACCUUCACGCUAACGGAGAUCCGGAAGGAGAUCUUAGCCUUGAUGUGGGCCUUCAUGGUGUUCAUUAUCAUCUCUGGCAUGACGUUGCUGAACAUGCUUAUCGGCGUGCUUUGCCAAGUCAUUGAGGAUAGCUCGCGGGAGGAGGCCGAGGCGCGACAGCUACACGAGCUCAAGAUGUGCUUGGUGGAAGCUUUCCAAGCCACGGAUGAGUCGCAAGAUGGCCUCAUCAAUGAGGAAGAAUGGGCAAAGAUUGCGACCAAUAAGAAGGUGCAAGCAGCUUUGCUCAAGCUUGGUGUGGAGGACAGCAUGAUGGAGGAACGGCUCAAGCAGAUGCAGGAGAGCCUCUUCGGGCGCCGCAACGGGACGGAGGCCGCGGAGGCUGAGGCGGCUGAGGAGCCGGAGCGCCAGGAUGGACUCUCCUUCGAGGAAUUUGUGGAUCAGGUGGCAGACCUCCGCAUGGACACUCCUGCGAGCGCCAUGGAAGUCGAAAUGCUGAUGUCAGAUUUGGCAACUGAGCACAAGACUCUGAGAAGGAGACUUGCUUACAUGGAGGCCGAGCUCCGAAAGAUUGCGGGCAUCCGUGAGGAGACCUGUGUGCGAGCACCGGUUGAGGAGCGUCAGCGAAUCGAUGGGUUGGUGUCGUCCUUUUCUGCUCCGUCUCCGUACCGGUCGCAGGGUGAUGAGCAUGGCGCAGAGACGCCGCAGGCGGAGGCUGGCUCGCACAGGGGAUUGACCAACCGGAAAAGCAACCUCAAGCGACAGGAGCAAACUCUGAUGGCGAGGCUUGCCGUUUCUUUUGCUGCCAUUCUCCUUUGGGCUGCAGCCAGCAACGCCGCCAACGCCCCCGACAUCUCCAAGGGCCAUGUCACAGUCGGUGCGAAUCAGACGGGUGCAAAGAAGCCGGGCACGAACGAUCGGUCUCUUCUCAAUGUGAAGCGCAUGGGUGGAGCAGCCAGCAACGCCACCAACGCGACCAACGCCCCCAACGCCACCAACGCCACCAACGCCUCCAACACCCUAAACGGUGGUGAGGUGACAGUCGGCGCGAAUGAGACGGCUGCGAAGAAGCCGGGUUCGCAAGAUCGGUCCCUUCUCAACGUGAAGCGCAUGGGCAAGGUGACCAUUCUCCAUGUAAGUGACACUCAUGGCCUUCAUUGGCAAGUAGGAAACCUGCCCAACGCCGACAUUUUCAUCCACUCCGGAGACGUGGGCCAGUCGGGCAGUGACGGCGAAUUCGGGGACUUCAACAACUGGCUGGGCAGCAUCAAGGGCAAGUUCAAGCACAUGUUCCUGAUCGCCGGGAACCAUGACUUCUGGAACACCAAUUGGCGCUUGAACCAGGGCUGGCUCUCCCCGGGAGCAGCCUGGGAUCCCAACUACUUCCAGUACAAGUUCACCAACGCCCAGGUGCUGAAGCACGAGAUGGUGCAGGUGAUGGGCCUGAACAUCUGGGGUGACGGCUGGAAACCCCAGCGCGGCGACUCCGAUCCAGGGAACAACUACCAGGACCUGCCUUGGGGCAUCGACGUUUUGGUGACCCACGAAGCGCCGUACGGCAUCUUCGACCAGACGGGGGGCGGCAACUGGGGCUCCAGCCAUGACCUGCUGGCGGCCAUCUGGGAGAAGAAGCCCAAGGUGCACCUGUUUGGGCACAUCCACGAGCAGCGUGGCCACUGGGACAAGACGGCCUCCGGCUGGUAUGCCGGCGGUUCAGAGUACCGACCCAACCUGUGGAAUCCCCAAGUCUUCAAGCCCAACGUGCCGCCGCCCCAAAACUACCCGGUGGAAGUGGAGUCCAACAACGCGAUGGCCAACCAACCCCUCGUGGAUAACAGCUGGGGGGCUGGUAUGUCAGCUCAGCACCUCGUGGGCCGGCCCCGCCUCAUCACCGGUCAGCUCUGCACCGACGGUUGGCAUUUCUCCUCUUGGAUUCCUUGA